CUCCCCAGACCCAGCCGCCACAUUCCCCCACUCGCAUCUCCCGCCCUCCCCUCCCAUCUCCGAACCAGCGGCGGCGGCGGCGGCGGCGGCAGCCAUGGACGUCAACGAGGAGGCCAUGGCGGCGAACAAGCGCGCCUUCCUCGACUUCCUCGACCAAGACGUCGGGAAGGGGGUGUACAUGCAGGCCGUGCGCGACAUGGUGCAGAGCAAGCGCCACCGGCUCACCAUCGGCAUGGACGACCUCCGCAACCACAACCUCGACCUCGCCCGCAGGGUGAUACGGAACCCCGGGGAUUUCAUGCAGCCGGCCUCGGACGCCGUGACGGAGGUGGCCAGGAACCUGGAUCCCAAGUUCCUCAAGGAAGGGGAGCGCGUGCUGGUGGGGUUCACCGGCCCGUUCGGCUUCCACAGGGUCACGCCCAGGGACCUCAUGUCCUCCUUCAUCGGGACCAUGGUCUGCGUCGAGGGCAUCGUCACCAAAUGCUCGUUGGUGAGGCCGAAGGUUGUUAAGAGUGUGCACUACUGCCCUGCUACCGCGGCUUUUAUGUCUCGUGAAUACAGGGACAUCACAUCUUUUGUAGGCUUACCUACUGGUUCAGUUUAUCCAACAAGGGAUGAAAAUGGCAACUUGUUGGUCACCGAGUAUGGGAUGUGUCAAUAUAAGGAUCACCAGACAUUGUCCAUGCAAGAGGUGCCUGAAAAUGCUGCCCCAGGACAGCUCCCAAGAACUGUGGAUGUUAUUGUAGAAGAUGAUCUUGUAGAUUGUUGCAAGCCAGGUGAUCGUGUCUCAAUUGUUGGUCUAUACAAGGCUCUCCCAGGGAAAAGCAAGGGCAGUGUUAGUGGUGUCUUCAGGACUGUCCUUAUUGCGAAUAAUGUUUCACUUCUGAACAAAGAGGCAAAUGCACCUGUCUAUACUCGGGAAGAUCUGAAGCGGAUGAAAGAAAUAUCAAGGAGAAAUGACACAUUUGACUUGCUGGGGAAUUCACUUGCUCCAUCAAUUUAUGGCCAUAUCUGGAUAAAGAAGGCAGUUGUACUCUUAAUGCUUGGUGGUGUUGAGAAGAAUUUGAAGAAUGGCACUCACUUGAGAGGAGAUAUAAACAUGAUGAUGGUGGGAGAUCCUUCCGUUGCCAAGUCCCAGCUUCUCAGAGCUGUUAUGAACAUAGCCCCUUUGGCUAUCUCAACAACUGGAAGGGGUUCAUCUGGUGUUGGUUUGACUGCUGCUGUCACUUCUGACCAAGAGACUGGGGAAAGAAGGCUUGAGGCUGGUGCCAUGGUUCUUGCUGAUCGUGGUGUUGUCUGCAUUGAUGAGUUUGAUAAGAUGAAUGAUCAAGACCGAGUUGCUAUACAUGAAGUUAUGGAACAGCAAACUGUGACCAUUGCCAAGGCAGGAAUACAUGCAUCGCUGAAUGCGAGGUGUAGUGUAAUUGCUGCAGCAAAUCCAAUAUAUGGAUCUUAUGAUCGUUCAAUAACACCAACAAAGAACAUUGGGCUUCCAGAUUCACUGCUCUCUCGUUUUGAUUUGCUUUUUAUUGUUCUUGAUCAAAUGGAUGCUGAGAUCGAUCGCCAGAUUUCAGAACAUGUUGCACGGAUGCAUAGAUACUGUGCUGAUGAUGGAGGAGCAAGGUCCUUUGAUAAAGAAGGAUAUGCUGAAGAAGAUGGUGAUGCCAAUGCAGCCAUAUUUGUUAAAUAUGAUAGAAUGCUACAUGGGCAGGAUAGAAGACGGGGCAAGAAGGCCAAACAGGACAGGCUGACCAUCAAAUUUCUGAAGAAAUAUAUACAUUAUGCGAAGAAUCUUAUUCAGCCUAGGCUCACUGAUGAGGCAUCUGACCAUAUUGCAACUACCUAUGCUGAGCUCAGAGAUGGUAGUGCAAAUGCAAAGUCUGGUGGAGGUACCCUUCCAAUUACUGCCAGGACACUGGAAACAAUAAUUCGUCUAUCUACUGCCCAUGCAAAGAUGAAACUGAGACAUGAGGUUCUGAAAAUUGAUGUUGAGGCUGCACUGCAAGUUCUGAAUUUUGCAAUAUUCCAUAAGGAAUUGACUGACAUGGAAGACCGUGAGCAGAGAGAGACUGAGAAACAACAAGAUGCAGGUGCAGGUGGUGAUAAUGUAGAUGGGCCUGGAGGAGCAAGUGGUGGCAAUGCCGACGUCCAUGGAAGCUCUGGCAACGACCCAAUGGAUGUGGAUGGAGGCUCAGGCAAUGCAUCAAAUGAUCAGGAUGUUUCUUCACAGAGAAUGGAAGCAUUUGAGGCGAUUCUUGGACAGCAUGUGCUUGCAAAUCAUGUUGAUCAAAUGUCCAUUGAUGAAGUUGAGCAAACAGUCAACAGAGAUGCAGCUGUUGCUUACACUAGAGGACAAGUAGAGUUCAUCCUGGAGAGGAUGCAAGAUGCAAACAGGAUAAUGAUUCGGGAUGGCAUUGUCCGCAUCAUCUAAUCGCAACAUGGUUCGACAUUGGACAAGCUGAUUGUGGCAUGCUUUGUCCUGAUCUGUUCUCCGGGUUGUCUGAACUCCGUGAGGUUUCGUGGAAACUAUUAAUCUGGAGCCGAGCUGUCUGUUGAUGUACUUUGUAUCUUGAUUUUAUCAGUCGGGUUUAAAUUUGAUGGUACUUUUUUUUAUUAAUGUAAUGUACCGUCUUACCUAGUGAUACCUAGUCCCUGAUUAUGUGUGGUUUGCAUGAUUCAAUGCAAUUAAAUUACUUGAA
Molecule: messenger RNA, 2699 nt
Organism: Hordeum vulgare subsp. vulgare (domesticated barley)
Lineage: Eukaryota; Viridiplantae; Streptophyta; Magnoliopsida; Poales; Poaceae
Product: DNA replication licensing factor MCM3 homolog 3
Exons: 16
Coding region: 95-2431 (778 amino acids)
Biological process (GO): DNA replication; mitotic DNA replication initiation; double-strand break repair via break-induced replication
Cellular component (GO): MCM complex; nucleus
Molecular function (GO): ATP binding; ATP hydrolysis activity; single-stranded DNA binding
Source: RefSeq, a predicted model, not a curated record